This is a messenger RNA of Solenopsis invicta (red fire ant), 975 nucleotides long. RefSeq names its product mucin-1. The transcript has 2 exons. Bases 1 to 975 code for a protein of 324 amino acids. NCBI's taxonomy places the organism in Eukaryota, Metazoa, Arthropoda, Insecta, Hymenoptera, Formicidae. The record is from RefSeq and is a predicted model, not a curated record.
AUGGAGACACUAGACGCAAUAUUAACCGCACCGACCGACAACGCGGAGAUCAAGUUGUUGUGGUCGCAGGCAAUGACCACAGCAACAGAGCAAACGCAUCUGUUCGCCACGGAAAAACCAGGCCGCCACCGCCGACCAACCGCAAACAACAGACCCAACAACACCCAGGGCACGCUCCGACCGAGAGACGCCACGACCGCACGUACCGGCACCACUGUACACGAAGCCAGCAGCUGCACCGAUGACUCCCAACCGCCUGCGGAGUUUAACGACGGCACUGUCAAGGAAGCGACCUGGGGCACUGACAAUUCGCGCCCCAAGCCACGGCCUCAUCUAGGAAAGUGCCGACCGUCCUCCAGCGGAGGAUAUCGCCGCGCUAACGCGGAAGCCAACUCGACUCGAUCAUCCGCCACCACAGCACGCAAAUGGCAGAGCCUCUUGGAAGUACUACCGUCACCGACGAAACAGCCAAACCGCCGACAAGCUCACGACCAAAAGAAGGUCAAGCCACCACAGGCACCAGCACCGAAACCGUCACGCGGGCCAGUAACUCCGCCCACAGAAAAGUACGCGGGGGACAAGUUACGCGACCUGUUCGGAGACCUGGACAAAACACCAGGCACCACCCAGCGACCCAACUCGGCUGCCGCUGCAUCGCUUGAGCAUGACACGGCCAACAAGGACACACCGACACCCGCACCUCUGACUGCCACAGCAACAACUACACCGCAAACCGUCGCAACCAGCAAAACCCCGCUGCCUCUACCUCCAGCUGCAACCAGGGCACCCACAACCACUGACCGACCGGCGCACCCACCAGUACCCGUACCUGUACGCGACAACGUCACCGUUCUCGUGCCGUACCACGCCGCUCACAUCACGAGGAAAUAUAAGGCGCGCAUCGGUGGGAUGCGAUACACCCUCCGCUUUGGCCGUGACGGACAGUGCUACUACGUGCGGGAAUUCCCGGUGUAG